Molecule: messenger RNA, 970 nt
Organism: Ambispora leptoticha
Lineage: Eukaryota; Fungi; Glomeromycota; Glomeromycetes; Archaeosporales; Ambisporaceae
Source: the annotation of a GenBank genome assembly
AUGUUCAUGGCCGGAAUUCAAGGAAUGGGUAACUAUCAUGAUCAAAAUAUAAUGAAGCCAAUACACGUACUAUUAAUAGCUAAUCCACAGAUAAUAGAUGAAAAACGGAUACUUCGAACAUAUAAAGAUAUGUAUGUGCGUAAAAAUUGGAAAAAUGUACAAAAAGCAUUCCAGCCUGACGUUGUAAUGAUAUUAGGAAAUUUGCUGAAUGAAGGAAGAGCAUGGAACACUAUGAGAUGGGAAUCCGAAAUACAUCGAUUCAAUCUUCUUUUUAUGCAAAUACCAUCCUUUAAACGAGUGCCAUUUUUUUAUUUACCUGGAAAGCAUGAUAUCGGAUUUGGGAAGGAUUCAUCAGACGAGGCAUACGAUCGUUUUCGCAAAGUAUUCGGUAAGACAAAUUACUCGUUCAAAAUCGGGAAUCACUCAAUCGUUGCUAUCGAUACGGUAUCAGGACAAAAUAACGAUUUAUCAUUUGAAACAACUCAUUUCAUCGAAAAACUUGGAAAGAAUCCAAAUAAAGAGCCACGAAUACUUUUCACGCACCUUCCGCUAUAUCAACCACCCAAUACCAAAUGUGAGCCACGACAACAUAAUCUCAUCAAUGAAACGAGUUCCAAUUUUGUUUUGAAGAAUGUUCGACCGAAACUUGUAUUUAGCGGAGACAAUCACGAUUACUGUGAAAUUCAACAUGAGCCUGUGAAUGCCAUGGAGGUUACCGUUAAUAGCUUUAAUUUUGCGAAGAAUCCUUCAAAACCUGGUUUUGCAAUGUUAAGUCUUUAUAAUCCAUUUGAUUCAUCUGACAGCAACCAAAUACCUACAUAUGCAUAUUCACAAUGUUUUUUACCAAAUCCGUAUGGCAUAACCCUUUCAUAUAUCUACAUGAAACGUCUUCCACGUUAUUGGAAAAUUGCUUUUAAAGAGCUGACAGUGAUCGCGUUUUUCGUGUUGGCCACUUAUUUGUGUUGUCUUG